Messenger RNA from Perca flavescens (yellow perch), 894 nucleotides. RefSeq names its product high mobility group nucleosome-binding domain-containing protein 5-like. The record is from RefSeq and is a predicted model, not a curated record. NCBI's taxonomy places the organism in Eukaryota, Metazoa, Chordata, Actinopteri, Perciformes, Percidae. The coding region runs from base 139 to 894 and encodes 251 amino acids. The transcript is spliced from 6 exons.
GAUUGUUGUCUCAAAUUGAGCUACUGACGCCGUUUAAAAGAAAAUACUGUUACACACGUAUGUCAUGUUCAAGUCCCCAUCCCGACCACGCCCAUCCCCCACUCCGGCCAUGUGGCAAGUGUGUGUGCCGGAGUCCCCAUGGUGUCCAGCCCCUCCCCUCACGUAAGCUGUGAACUCUGCGUCAGAUCUUCACUGCAUGGACGAGAGCAGGCUGGAGUCAUGGAUCAGGGAGAGAUGGAAGAAGAUUUGACAACCAUUCAUGGUCACUGUGACAGCCCUUUAAAUUCUUCAGCUGAUCGAGGGAUGAAUCCAUCUGGACACCAGAAUGAGGAAAUGGACCAGAGCUCUUCUAACUCUACAGUGAUCCUUGAACUAAGUUCCGUCCCUGAAAAGGAGGACAUAAGUGUUCCUGAACUCAAGAGAGCAGAAAGUGUAUUUCUUACCAGAAAAACUCUUGGAUAUUCUACAGAUGAAUCAAUCAGCCUUGAAGACAGUGAGGACAGUGAGGACGAGUACGUUCCCUACUCAGUUUCUGACUCAGAAGAUUCCCUUUUAGAGAAAGAAGUUCAAGGGCACCGGGCCGGUGGAAAGGCAAAAAGAGGCAGAGAAAAGAGAAGAGAGGUAGAGAAAGAAAGGGUAGCAGGAAGAAAGAAAGGAGGAAAGAUGUCAAGUUUACAUGAGAGGGAGUACGUUUCACCUUCAGUUUCUGAGUCAGAGGAUUCCCUUUCAGAGAAAGAAGUUCAAGUGCACUGUGAUAAUAGAGAGGCAGUGAGAGGAAGAGCGAGGAGAAGAGAGGCAGAGGGAGGAAGAGCGGAGAGAAGAAGGAGGAAGAGAGAGGAAGAGAGGCAAAGGGACGAAGAGCGAAGAGAAGAGGGGCAGAACGAGGAAGACUGA